CCCACACAUGGUUGCAAAAGUGGCGCAGCGCCCUCUGCUGAUGUGUUCUAUUACCUUUCUUGUUUCUUCCCUGUUCAUGUCUCUCUUUUGAAUAACAGAGCAUGUAGAAAAUGCACUUGGUGAUAUUUGCGGCUUCGUGAGGUAUCGGGUUGUCACCGGCGAGGCGCUGCGUAAAAUGCCCAUCAGACAAAGACGCGUCGCUAUCUAGAUCUAUUUCAGCAGAGCUACCAUGACGAUCCGACGGGCAGACGUCCACAGAGAUGGCCCGAGGACGCAGAAUAAAAGCCGGCAGGACUCCGCGCGCGCUCUGCCGCAGUGGAUGCGCAUGUAUUUCUAUGGCAUGCACGGGAUCACCUUGGACAUCAUACUGUCGUCCGUACUCAGGUUUCUGGAUGAGAAUGACUUGAAACUGUUGGGAUUCUCCUCGCCGUAUCUGUGCGUCGUCCACUCCAUCACGCAUCUGCUUUUGGAGAAGAUCUACCUCCAGAAGAGAUCCUUCCGCGGGAGACCCUUCGUUUUCCAUCUCGUCUUCUAUCCGUCGCUGUACAUCUGCUUGCAGAUUUUAAUCGGGAACUUGGUGACCAGGACGGACAAUUUGCGGGUGGUGUCAGUCACCCAGCUCGUUGUGCAUUACAUCUUUGCUUUGUAUUUUACGAAUAUCUUUCAUAAAGGAUUCAUGCGCCUGAAGUAUGAUAACAACCGGGUGCUAGUGCGCCGGUGCCCGAACGGGUUACCGGGCGUCCUGCGCUUUGCGUUUUUCGGCAUGCACGGAUUUCUGGACGAGGUGCUCUUCACGUCUGUGUUUAACUUGUUCGAGAAACCAGAGCGGAGCCUGAGGGGACACACAUCCUUGUGGUCCUUCCUCAUGUAUGGAAGCUGCAGCUUCGUGGUGGAGAAGCUCUACCUCCAUUUGCACUUCGUACGCGGCUGGGGGACCUGGCGGAGGCUGCCCAUCUACAUCAGCUUCAUUUACGCGUGGGAGUUCAGCUGGGGCUUUGCGCUCCGACAGUACGAUGCAUGCUCGUGGGACUACUCACAUUAUCCUCUCAACUUCAUGGGCCUGGUGACAUUGCUCUAUCUGCCUGGGUGGGUUUGUUUGAGUUUGUAUCAGGACAUCUUGUCAAACAUUCUGUUGAGGGUUGUGUGCAAUGAUAAAGAUGAGGAAGAUAUGACAGGCAGUGGUGCCAAUGGACAGCUGGUGUCAAAAGACAAGCUUGAGUCAGACAGAAUGUGCCUGUCAUAACAGACUCAGCAAACAGACCGUUUUAAUUCAGUUAGGGCAUUAGAAAGAAUUUCAGAGACAUGGCGGAUCAGGCCUUUCAUAUUCAAGUCACUGUGAAUGUAACUAUUGCGACCAAAAGCUCCCCAAAAAUGCUUCCUGCGGAUAUAAAUCUUUAUUCGGCCAAAUCAUAUGACUUUAGUUCUAAACAUUUAAAUGUUGUUUUGGCCAAACCACCAAACAUUUUGUGAGCGGAACGGCCAGGGAUGUCUUUUUUAAGGAUUUUAGAGUUUUAAAGAUGUUUAAAUAACCAUGGCUUGUUGACACAUGAAUGACUUUUAUCUUGAAUCACAAAAUCAUUCUUCAAAAAAUCAUUCAUUUUAAACACAACCUUAUACGGUAGUUUAUGAAAUGUAGCAGUUGUGUCAACUUUCCCCGUGUCCAAAGCCCCGGUCUCCCGAGCUUUUGUGAAAUCUCAAAUAAUAUUGUGAGGCCAAAUGAUACCAUUUUUAAAUCACACCACAUGGAAAAUACAGAAGUAUACCGUAGUAUUUACUAUAGUAAACUGUAGUAUGUUAGUACACUUUGUUAAUGUAUACUAUAGUGUAUUACCUAUUGAUUAACUGCAGUAAAUCCUGUAGUAUUUUAUCUUUUUACUAUGUUAAGCACUAUAGUAAGUAGGGGAUACUGUAGAAAAAUACUACAUUAUAUUACAGUGUUUUGUCACGUGGGGUAUUCGAAAUGUAGUCAUACUGGCCAAACCAUCAAACAUUUGAUAUGACAGUCAAGUCCAGGGAUGUGCGUUUUAAGAUCCAAACACUGCCAUGUUUGUUCUCAGAGAGAUUAACAUUUAAAAAAUGAAACGGCUGGUUCUCAGGAGAAUAUCAGUACCAGCAUCAAACCCCUCAGAGAAACAACCUUACCUGUGUCAGCAGUUUUACCAUCUGCUUUUAAAUCUAAUGAUGUGCAGUUUGGAGAACUAUCAUGAUAACCGCAGACAGACUGAAGUGUUGUGUCACACAGACAAAAACCUGCGCUAUAUCACUGCUGGGCAUCAGGCGUCUGGAUUGUGGUUGUAUUGCAUGUGUUGUAACUGCAUGCAUCAGGAUUUUGCAUGAUGAGACAGUGAUCUGUAUCCACUGAGAGAGAUGUGAUUCCAAGCAUUCAUGAGAGCUUUCAUACGAAGGAACCAACCGAGUGCCUUUAUUUACCCUUUAAAGCAGCUGGACUUCUGUAAUCUAAAACUGAAGUUUCGCACCUGUAUGAAAACAAGUUCAGACAUAACUCUCUUGAUCCAAACAAGCCUCAGUAUAUAGCCUUUAAUUCAUAUUUACAAAGAAGUCAAGUUUGAUAUUUACUAUUUAGCAGCUAAAGUUUAUUGGAGAUCAACAAUAGAUUUUGUCUUGCUUAACAUGUUGAGACUUUUAAAUAAGGUCUGUGUUUAUCAAACGUAUGAGCACCGCAUACUGUGAACAAUAACUGUGAAUUUUGACUAAAUGAAAAUACAGUACUGUAAGUCUUCUGUUUCUCAUACUCUGUGUUUGGCUCUUGUAGAGGAUUAUUCACUUUCCAAAGAUUUCCAAGUUCUUUUUUUAAAAGAGAAACUGCCAAAGCUUCCUCUAGUGUAGUAAAGAGCUUUCCUGUAGCUCAGUGGUAAGAGCAUUGUGUUAACAACUCAAGGUCGUGGGUUCGGUCCAAGGGGAUUUCACAUACUUAGAAACAAGUGUAUAGGACAAUGCAAUGUAAGUCGCUUUGGAUAGAAGCGUCUGUCAAAUGCGUAAAUGUAAAUCUUAAGCCUCAAAACCGAGAAUUUAUACUUUUGGCAUGUAAACAGUUUUUUUUGAAUAUUUCUUGCAUGUCACUGGUUGAUGUUAAGACACUCGUCAGCUAUAGAUGUGUCUGCGCUAAUCCACUUUUUCUCACCCUCCUAUUUUAAGAGAAAAAACGUUUGAUGUAUAGGAAUGGGUUGAUCCUCUUAAAACCAUUUCUUGUCAAGUGAUUAGUGCUACAAAUAGAUUUCAUGUUUGCUGAUUUUUUUAACAAUAUAUAUUUCAUUUGUGCUCCUUUAAUUUAGACACAUUUCAAACUUCUAUCACAAUGACUUGUGCAUCACGAUGAUUUUGUUUGUCUCAUUCAUUUUUAAAGAUUAAAAAACACGACUGUUCACCUCGUCUGAAUUUCUUCGAUGUUAUUUUUACAGUAUUUAUAUUAGGCCUGAAACUGUCUUCACAUGUACACACAUGCAAACUCAUUGCUCUUGCUAUUUAAUACAUAUUCUUGUGUGUUACUGUGAUAAACCUCUGUUAUGGAUUGAAAUAUAUUUAGAUAGUUAGCCAUACAUUUUUAUUAGUUUCUAGAUGUUUCAGGAUUUAAAGGGACAGUUACUAAAAUUAGUUACAAAAAUAAUUUGUCAUCAUUCAUUCCCCCUCACGUGGUUGUGAACUUGUAUGUGACUCUUUCUUUAGAAGAAGAUAUUUUGAGAAAUGUCCCUGUGGUUGUGUGUUCAUACAAUGGGAGUCCAUGGUGUUCAGUGUUGUUUGAUUAUCAAAAUUCCCUUUAAAUAUCAAACAUGAGGACUGAACUCUGAUAUCUAAAGUAACACGUUCGGAGUUCUGCUAACAUUGUUGUGUGGACUAUUAUAUAUUUUAGGUGUUUUUUAGGGAUGGAAUGUUGUCAUGGCGACAGCGUACUCCAUUCUUAGGUCAUGACAAAAGAGAUUUGGUUGUUACUGAAGGGACUGUGAUUUCCAUUUCAGAUGUUACGAAACAAAACAUCCAACAUCUCUUUGCACAGACGUCCCGUGUGAUUUCUUUCCUCCCUUCAGACUGUGUAGACGUCAC
Molecule: messenger RNA, 4059 nt
Organism: Triplophysa dalaica
Lineage: Eukaryota; Metazoa; Chordata; Actinopteri; Cypriniformes; Nemacheilidae
Gene: tmem229a
Product: transmembrane protein 229A
Exons: 1
Coding region: 230-1243 (337 amino acids)
Source: RefSeq, a predicted model, not a curated record